Messenger RNA from Ostrea edulis (European flat oyster), 1695 nucleotides. RefSeq names its product serine/threonine-protein kinase 16-like. Gene Ontology annotation, molecular function: protein serine/threonine kinase activity; ATP binding. The coding region runs from base 192 to 1151 and encodes 319 amino acids. The transcript has 7 exons. Gene Ontology annotation, cellular component: Golgi apparatus; cytoplasm. The record is from RefSeq and is a predicted model, not a curated record. Gene Ontology annotation, biological process: protein phosphorylation. Lineage: Eukaryota; Metazoa; Mollusca; Bivalvia; Ostreida; Ostreidae.
AAGCAUGUCAAUAACAUUGACUGAAAUACACAUCAACAUAUCAACUUUCAACUUCAAGCGCUCGUUGUCAGAUAAAACUCGCCGAUUCAAAGUAAAAGUAAAUCUAAAGGCGUUUUAUGUGUGCCUUUGGCUAGUCUACAGAAAAUCAUCUACAUGUUUUUGAUUAUUAAUGGAGAGUAAAGAGGAGACAGAUGUUCGGGAGUUUUGAGUAUCUGAUGAGAAUGGGGAACUGUGUGUGUGGACGCGAGACUUUGACCAUUAAUAACAGGAGAUUCUUCAUCAGGAACAGAUUAGGGGAAGGGGGAUUCAGUUACGUGGAUUUGAUCGAGGAUGCAAGAAACCACAAAGACUAUGCUCUAAAGCGAAUCACAUGUCACUCGAAAGAGGAGGAGCGAGCAGCAGCACAGGAGGUGGAGCUAAUGAGGCGUUUUAAACAUCCCAAUAUCAUACCACUGGAAGAGUCUGCCAACAUCAAAGUCAACAAGUAUUCCAAAACGUUAGACAUCAUCAGUGAAGUUCUUGUAGUUAUGCCCUAUUACUGUAGAGGUUCUGUACAGGAUCACAUUGAGAAGCUGAGCAAACGUUCUGAGAAAAUCCCCGAAGAACAAAUCUGGACGAUGUUUCUUGGAAUUUGUCAAGCAGUAAAAGAGUUCCACAGUCAGAACCCACCAUAUGCUCAUAGAGAUAUUAAACCUGCCAAUGUGAUGAUUGCUGAUGAUGGUUCCCCGGUGUUGAUGGAUCUUGGGUCUGCCAAUUUAGCGCGUGUCGAAAUCUCUACGUCUAAAAUUUCCAGGCAGUUGCAGGAUGAGGCGGCAGAGCGGUGUUCCAUGUUUUACAGAGCCCCUGAACUCUUCAAUGUAGAAACAGGAACCAGUGUGGAUGAACGCACUGACAUCUGGUCAUUGGGAUGUCUUCUGUAUGCCAUGGCAUUCCUUGAGUCACCGUUUGAUAAAAUGCACGCCCAAGGAGGCAGCAUAGCUCUCGCUACACAGAGUGAAAAUGUUCGAUUCCCUGAAAAUACUGGAUACUCCAGUGCAAUACAUGAACUGAUACUUAGACUGAUGAAAGUCAAUGUGGCAGAGAGACCAUUCAUUGAUAAUGUGAUAGAAAUCGUGGAAGCUAAUGACAGGAAAUUCAAAAACCAAGUCUGACCAAUCAGAAAAAAAAAGAGAAUUUCACUACACCAAAUCUGACCAAUCGCAUUCAGUCAUGGAAAAUUAUUGUAAAGAAGGUGGUGUUUAACUUGUCAUUAGAGGAAUUCAUGUAACAUUGAUCUCAACAGAGGAGGAGGAUUAAAGUGAGGAAGAACAAUCAUGCAUACAUCAUAAAAUAGCAAAUGACCAAAUGAUCAAACUGACCAUGGCAAUAAAAUAUUAGCAUUCCUUAAACUGACUACAAAAAUCUUAUAAAUCGUACUGUACAUAAUUUACACAAUUUUGAGAGGACGUCCCGAAACUCCGAGCAGCAGUAUGUAUCUGUUCUUUGUGUAAUUACCUUUACUUUGAAUAUUCUUUUAGAGAUGUAUCAAGUUCAGUUUGUUUAACAAUGAUGAGUAAAUCAGUGGGCAGUAUUUAACGUGAUGUAAAACCACAAUCUGGAUGGGCUACCAGUUAACUGACAAGGACAAGUACCCAGAAUGUUUGUUGUUUAAAGUAGAAAGCCCAAUAAGAAAGUAAACGCUUACAGGAAAUUUUC